AGUAGCUCCGCGAUGCUUUCUCUUCACGCACGAUCGUGCCUGACUUUGAGGGCAUGAUCGUGCCUACGUAGCUUCCGAAUUUGGAAAUGUUUUCUUCAGGAAAGUUGUAUAUAAUGAAGUCAUAUAUCCACCCCAAUUUGCCGAAUGUGAUUUGAAUCAUCAAAUCAAUAGAUAUGAUAAAAACGGUGGAAGGUAUCAUUCUGAAAUCGCAGCAGAGAUCAUCUGCCUUCAUUGUCUGUUUUCACCUUCUUUCUCUCCGAUUCUAGCAAAGUUGUCUUUAUAUGAUUUGUAGCCCUUGAAGUUAGCUUUCAUAUGGACUUUUAAUAGUCUACAUUGAAUGUUUCUAAAAAGAGAUAUGAUUGAACGAUUGAAAGAAGGUCAUCCUGAUCGCCGAUUUCAAGCUCCAUUCAUCUUCUUUUGAUCCCGUAGCCAAUCCUAGAGCUCUUUUUCCUUCAAAUCUUCAUCGUGAACCUCCCGGUGACCUCCAAAGCUCUCAAAUCACUCUCGAAUGCUUCACAACUCAUCCUGAUUUCUUCUCAAACGCCGGUGCAGAACUCUAAAAUCCUCAUUUUGACUCCAAAUGACACAAAACUCGAACCAACGCCCGGUAAACAUAACUUGAGCUAAAAUUGAGACUUGUGACACACUAAAGCUAGGGAAAACCAUCAAACCUGAUCCUAACACGCAUCUAAUGCAUGUCUAAUUACGGACUUAUCAGGCACAUGAAAAAUGUCAAAGGGCGUUUUGACAAUCGCUCGAGGACAUAUUUGUGGCACAUUGUUUAAAAUCCAUUUGAGGAUUUGUACGGAUAGCCUCAACAUUGCUGAGGAGGCUUCUCAGGAUCUGUGGCACCUGAGACUCGGUCACAUCGAUGAGAAAGGGUUGACUACCUUGAUGAAGAAGAACCUUAUCAAAAUUGACAAGAAUGUUGCACUGGGUCCUUGCAAUCAUUGUCUAUUUGGUAAGCAACAUAGAAUAUCAUUUAGUUCUACUUCAACUAAAAGAUCAGAGUUGUUAAGUUUGGUAGACUCUGAUGUCUAUGGUCCUUUGGAGGUGGAAUCACUCGGUGGAAGCAGAUAUUUUCUGACUAUUAUCAAGGAUGCUUCUCGGAAAGUGUAGGUGUAUUUCCUGAUAACAAAAGAUCAUGUGUUCGAGUGCUUCAAGACAUUUCACAUCUUGGUGGAACGUGAAACAGAAAAGAAACUGAAGUGUCCACGAUCUGAUAAUGGAGGCGAGUAUACUUCCAAGGCAUUUGAUGCAUAUUGUAGAACAUAUGGCAUUCGACAUGAGAAGUCAGUACCACGCACCCCUCAGCACAACGACGUUGCUGAAAGAAUGAACCGGACUAUCAUGGAGCGAGCCCGGAGCAUGCUGAAUAUGGCUAAACUUCCAAAGUCAUUUUGGGGAGAAGCAGUCAACACUGCAUGCUAUCUUAUCAACUGAUCACCUUCAGUACCACUCAACUUUGAAGUUCCAAAGAGGCUAUGGACAGGUAAGGAUCCUACAUACUCACAUCUUAGAGUAUUUGGUUGUUCAUCGUAUGCACAUGUAUCCAAAGAUCUCAGACACAAGCUUGAUGCAAGAAUCAUUCCAUGCAUUUUCGUUGGCUAUGGAAAUGAAGAGUUUGGAUAGAAGCAGGGACGUUGUGUUCCAUGAAGAUUUGACGAUAGAAGACAUUGAAAAAUUCACGAUGUCUCGGAAGUCAAAUGAGGCUGCUCAAGUUUUAAAUGAAGCACCUGAACAACUCUUGAGAAACAAUGACGAAGUGCAUGAAAACAGCUCAGAAGAAGAAGAUGAUGAGGAGACGGAAGAGAGUGCAGAGCAAGGGGAGUCACAACCCACUUUGCCAGGUAGAGAUGAUGGUAGCUCUUCUCAGAUGGUUCCAACUGUUCGUAGAUCUGAACGAGGACAUAUACCAUCAAAAGGUACACAUGAUCUGAAUAUCAUUUGUUAACUGAAGAUGGAGAACCAGAGAGUUUUCAAGAAGUUGUGUCUCAUAAGGAUAAAGAAAAAUGGCUAAUAGCAAUGCAGGAUGAGUUAGAAUCUCUGCAGAAAAAUAAAACUUAUGAUAUCAUAGAACUUCCUAAAGGGAAGAAGGCACUGAGAAACAAAUGGG
Messenger RNA from Cuscuta europaea, 2116 nucleotides. The record is from the annotation of a GenBank genome assembly. NCBI's taxonomy places the organism in Eukaryota, Viridiplantae, Streptophyta, Magnoliopsida, Solanales, Convolvulaceae.